UCAAAUACAAAGCUCUUCGCAAGUCUCCUCCAUUCAUUAUCAAGUCGGGUUAUAUUUUCUUCACCACAAUCCCAUUCCUUUAUUUCGAUUCCAUCCCCUAAACUAGUCCAUCGAUUUCCACUUCAAUGCAGUACUAGUAGUGACAUUGAAGGUCAUGGUGGUGCUACAAAGAAGCAAUUAGUAUACAUAUCCAAUCCCAUUUACGACAACGAAGCGUGCAGGCCUAGCAGAGGUGAUACCCCGUUUGAAACGCCUGAUUCAUCACCUUCACGUCUCGAAACAAUUCUUUUUUCCAGGGAAGAUGACAAUGGCAGUGGCCAAUCAUCAUCGUCAAGUCCCUCUUCAUUCCCAUUAACUCCAAUGAAGAAACUUCCAGCUGAGGCAUGUUCAGUUUCACUAAGAGAUGCUAGGUCACUCGGCACUUCCGGAAGUUCCAAUAGUAACAACUCUUUGUUAUCCUCAGGAUCUCCCUGCACUUCUCCAUCAUGGUGAAUUUCAACUUCUUUAACUCGUUUAGGAAAAAAAAAAAAACUCGUUUAGGUAGUUCAUGUGAUAGAAUGCGCUCGUUCAUUAGGGACUUUGUUCUAAUAUUUUUUCGUCUGCAUUAGUGUGCGGUUAGCUUAGUUUUGAGUAGUAUUAGUUGUCAAGUUUGUAACAGGGAUGCACCAGACAAAGACUAACAUUAUUAGACGCAUUCGAAACAAAGUUAAAGGCAUGUCUGUUUACCCCAGAUUCGGUAACAAUUGAAUUUGUAAGUGAGAUAUAGGAUAUGUGGAUGAAUUUUAAUCUAUUUGGUUGAUGUGACCUGUCAAUAGACUUGUUUGUUGCAAUAUAUAUACAUAUAUAGUGCGUUAUUGCUCUGAGAACGUGUAUGUGAUUGGU
Messenger RNA from Lycium barbarum (goji berry), 882 nucleotides. RefSeq lists its product as uncharacterized. The annotation marks the transcript as partial. NCBI's taxonomy places the organism in Eukaryota, Viridiplantae, Streptophyta, Magnoliopsida, Solanales, Solanaceae. The record is from RefSeq and is a predicted model, not a curated record. The transcript has a single exon.